Nymphalis io (European peacock) is the source of this 6820-nucleotide messenger RNA. RefSeq names its product active breakpoint cluster region-related protein (gene RhoGAP1A). Gene Ontology annotation, biological process: protein phosphorylation; intracellular signal transduction; positive regulation of GTPase activity. Lineage: Eukaryota; Metazoa; Arthropoda; Insecta; Lepidoptera; Nymphalidae. The transcript is spliced from 21 exons. The coding region runs from base 84 to 3848 and encodes 1254 amino acids. The record is from RefSeq and is a predicted model, not a curated record. Gene Ontology annotation, molecular function: GTPase activator activity; guanyl-nucleotide exchange factor activity; protein serine/threonine kinase activity. Gene Ontology annotation, cellular component: membrane.
UGAUACAUUUUUUACUCUAAUUAUUACAGUGAUUUCAUAUUAUUACUUUAACAUAAAAUUGACAUGAAAUCGUUUUGUGAGAGAUGAGCGUCUUCGGGGAUUUUCAGCGUGUGUGGGUGCAACGUUUUCCAGAGAGCACUUUGCCAGCCGCUUGGGAAGAAGAUGUCAGGGCCAAUUUAGCUAAACAUAAACAGAAAGUAGCUAUCCUCAGGGAAGAAUUAGAAAAGGAAGAAUUCUACGUCGAGUAUUUGGAAACGUUACUGUCUGAUGUCGAGAAACAUAAAGCUUCCCAAGGAAGUAGGACGGCGCCGCCCUCAGGGAUUGACACGAAUGACGAUAAAACAUCUGAUAGCAAACAAGAUUCUAACACUGACUCGCUCUCAAAGAAAAGUGAAACGAGUCUUAAGAGUGAUGACUCAGCAGAGGCUCCUGAAUGUGAAGAGGUACACUUGAGAAGCAAACCGGUGAAUUUUGCUGAACGGAGUUCUGUUAACCAAUGCAUAAAUGAAUUGUCAUCAAACCUUGCAGCAGAAGCCCGAAGACGGUGCAACAGUGAAGUUGUAAAACGAACUGAUAAUGAUAUUAGUGAUGUAGAAUCAACUAAUAAAACUCAAGCUAAAAACCGUCCAGCAUCACAAGCAGGUGAUUUUGUAACAGUGAUUGAAGUUAAUGGUUUAAAAGCAGUUGAGAAUGCUGCUAAGAAAUUGGAUGAAUCACCACCGUCCUCCGAAAGUAGUUCUACAGAUGCGGCAUCUGCUACAAAGAAGAAAGUGCCACCAAAGCCACCACCAAAAGUGUUCAACAAACGUGGAGCAUCACUACCAGAAACAGGCUUGGCUGAAGACAGUCCACCUUCGUCGUUGGGAAGAAGACUACGAAACGCCGAGUCCCGAGAAUCUAUUGCCAGCAGAGCAUCUACACCCUCAAUUAGCGAAAGAGUGAAGAGCUACGAGUCGAUCAACUCGCUGUCGUCCGAACGCAAGCGCUCCGGCGGCGCGGCCACCCCGCGCUCCAUCGACGAGGAGGCCACGUCCUGCACGCCCGACCCGCCCGACGCCUCCGACGACAAGUCGGCGCCCAUAUCGCUGGAGAGCAUUCCCGCCGUCGUGCCCUCCGCCGAGGACGAACCCUACUACGACCAAGUCCCGGUGGAUAUCAACGACGGAGAAUAUGUUUAUAUACAAGCAGACGGGCGGGACCGCUUCCGCGCGCUGUCGGACUGGGGCGUGGUGCCGGCGGGGUCGGAGGACAGCUCGAGCGCCAGCACGCUGCCGCUGGCCGCGUCCGCGCCGCCCGCGCCAGACUCGCCGCUGUGCGCCACCGCGCCCAACUACGUCAACAUACACUACUUCAUACAACAAGCUGGCGAGGGUACCGAACCAAGCGAGACGAGCUCCGAACUAGCGGACUCUAGCGAUACCCCGCUCCUGCUACGUACCAUUUCAUCCGACACUGAAGCCAGCGCUACACCGCCGGUAUUGAGGAAACUUCAACAUCAGGAGUCCAAUAUCAGCAGCAAUGCAGAGGCCGAGCGUCUUACGAUGCACCGCUGCAUCGUCACAAGUAUUAUAGAAAGCGAGAAUGUGUAUGUGGAAUGCCUAUAUGUUAUGGAGAAGUACAUGAACGCUAUAAAAGCCACACUGUCCACGUCUCAACCUGUUAUAACGGAGGAAGAGUUCGGUACAAUAUUCUAUAAAAUAUCGGAAUUGCACGACUUGCAUAAGAGUUUCCUUGAAGGCCUAAAAAAUGCCGUCGCCAGCUGGGAAGAACCAUUGUCUGUCGGCAUUCAUUUUAAAAAAAUGGCUGAGAACAUAAAUGUAUACGGGGCAUUUCUCCACAACUACGGUCGCGCGACGGACGCGGUGCGGCGGCGCUGCGCGAGCUCGCAGCGCUUCGCCGACCUCACGCGGCAGAUCGCGUGUCGCGGGCAGCCGAUGUCGCUCGAUGACCUCCUGCAUAAGCCUGUAGCUCGUGUGCAGAAAAAUGCACUGGUUCUACACGAUCUCAUCAAGUACACACCGGCGAGUCAUCCUGACCAUGCUAUGUUAACCGAGGCGUUGAAUAUGACACAACAUUUCUUAGACGAAUUCAAUAUUAUACAAACUAAGUCCAUGUUUCCGAACGCGGAUAGAGCACAGCGAAGACUCGUAAAAAACUCUUUCAUUGUCGAACUAUCGGAUGGGCAUCGAAAAUUAAGGCAUCUAUUUCUUUUUAACGACGUUAUCGCCUGCGCUAAAUACAAGGCUUCCGGGAGGGAUAAAUUCACGUUCGAGCUGAAGUGGUUCAUCCCGCUGCCGGACAUCGUGGUGGUGGACGAGGAGGGCGCGGCCGAGCGCGAGGCGUCGCCCGCCAACAUCGUGGCGCUCAAGUCGCAGGCCUGCACCGUGCGCGACCUCAUCCUCGCCGAGGAGCGCGCCACGCAGGACGACAAGAAAAUACGCCUGGGUGGUCGCGGUGCGGCGGAAAAACAGCGGAAGAAACUUUCGGAGCUCGAAGGGCAGCUUGUUCUGGCAUCGCCUAAUCUGGUGUUCCGGGUGGGCGCCCGGGCUCCGGGUUCCACCUCGCUGCAGCGACAGCACAUAUUCUUCCUCAGCUCGGAAUAUGAACGCACGCAGUGGAUUGAUUCCAUUCACGCACUGCAGGCGUCGUCUGCUCCUCCCGCCGGAACCAGUACCGUAUCAAUGUUAGAACUUCAAGGCUGGGUGACGGCGUGUCGCAGCUAUCUGCAGACAGAUAUGGGCUCCUACCUCCUUAGGAGCGGUAGAGAUGAUUCUUUGCUGCUAGGAGACUUGCAACUACAUAUAGGAGGCAUGACUGCUCCUUUGGAUACUUCAGCUGACUAUUACAUCGUGGUGGAGGUGGAUUCGUACGGGCAUUACUUCCGGAAGGCGAAGUCGAAGCUGGUGUGUCGCAGCGCGCAGCCGCGUUGGAACGAGAGCUUCACGCUCGACCUCGAGGGGUCGCAGAACUUGCGGCUGCUGCUCUACGAGGACGCCGCCCGCCCGGUACUGCGGGGGAAGUGUACACUUAAGCUGUCCCGGGAGUGGGUGGGCGAGAGCGUGUCGCGGACGGUGUGCGUGGGCGGCGGCUCGCUGCCGCUGCGCGUGCGCGUGUUGCCGCCCGAGCGCUCCGCCCGACACGUGCCCAGCGCCAAGCCCGGCGCGCUCUUUGGUGCCAAGAUCACGCACGUCGCCAAACGUGAAAAACGCAAUAUCCCCUUCAUCAUAAGUGCGUGCGUGCGUGAGGUGGAGCGCCGCGGCAUCGGCGAGGUCGGCAUCUACCGCGUGUCCGGCAGCGCUUCUGACCUCAACCGGCUCAAGAAGAGCUUCGAGACCAAUGCAUACGAAGCGGAACAGUUGUUAAAAGAGGUGGAUGUACACUCUGUGACUGGAGUGUUAAAACUAUAUUUACGUGAAUUGCCUGAGGCAUUGUUUACUGACGCUUUAUAUCCAGAAUUGUUACGGGCUUGGGGAUCAACACAGGGUGCUGGGGCGUCUUCCGAUUCAGGGCCAGCACACACAAGGCGCCACGCUCUACUCAAAUGUUAUGCACAACUUCCAGACCUUAAUAAGAAUUGUAUUGAUUUUCUCCUUAAUCAUUUUGUCAAAGUUAAUCAGCACGAAAGCGAGAACAAGAUGUCCCUGCACAACUUGGCUACCGUAUUCGGGCCGACGCUGCUGCGGCCGAGCGCGGCGGGAGGCAAGCUGCGCGCCGACCAGCUGGCGGCCGGCACAGUGGACGCAAUGGCGCAGGCCGGCAUUCUCUAUACGCUGCUGCAGCAACGACACCUCGCGCAGCACCUGUCCGCGCACCGCCCGCAUGCCAACCCGCCGCCGUUACUCGACUAAACUUCAUAUUGAGUCAUCGUAUCUGUUAUGCCAUCGACCUAAUUAUUUUUCAAUUUAACGAUACUAUUUAAUUGCUUAUAUUUGCGUCGCACUCAUAAUUUUAGUUUGAAUGAGACAAUCGAUCAUGUAUUUAUUAAAGCAUGAGCUAAAUGUCAGUUGAAACAUUCAUUUCAAGCUUACAUAAACUCAACAGGCGCACGCUUUUUGUAUGUCUCAUGUGCAUCCGUUUUUUAACACGGAGAUUGAAUAAAGAGCAAAUUAUACAUUGAUUAUAAAUAGUUUCUUGCACGAUAAGAUAUUGAGUGUUCAAGAAAAACUAAUUGUAGAUAAUGUUAUUCAGUUACAAGAUGGAUUAUAUUCAAAACCACUGCCAACAGUAUUAUCAAAUAAAACUUUAUUUCUGCAUUCGAUGAUGUCAAGAAGCUGUUGUUAAAAAGCAUUUUUUUCAAUACCGAAUCGUAACGUUCGCAAAGGUUUCAUUAGUAUAAUGAGUCCAAACAAAUCUUAGGAAUACAUAUAUCCCUAAGCUUCUUCGUUUUACAUGUGCAGGUUUUUUUUUUCACUUAUAGUUUAUGUACAUUAUCUUUAUACCAUCAAGUAUGUUUUAUAAUAAGCAAUUUUAAUAUAUAAACAAUAGCUCAAAAUGAAUAUUUCUUUGCCAUACUUAAUAUUUUGAUAUUCAACCCAUUGUAAAGUGAUACAUAAUAGUUGUAUAAAUCCUAAGUCACUAAAAUUUAUUAACUAGUAUUAUUAUCAUAUUUAAAUUGGAUUCAUAUUUUGUCAUCACAAAUUCCGAGAUGUCACUCUCUUUAACCUAUUUAUACAAAAGAUUAACUUAUGGCACGAGCUAUAAUUAUGUGAAAUAAUAUCACAAAAUGCACUUUCUGCCCCGACUGGGUAUUUUUUUUUAUAAUCCGUUUAUUCGAGAAUCGAUUUUAUCGAACCUAAUUAUAUAAGAACACCAUAAAUAACGAAAUAAGUAUUGAUAGUCAUAUUUUAAGAAAAAGUUCGACUAUGUCGUAAUAAAUUAUUACAUUUAGAGUUAUUUUACAAGUGCUAGUGACAAGGUAUAAAAAGAAACAUUCUAACAUAUACAUACAACUAAGUAUAUUUGUAUUUCUAUAUUAUAUUUUGCAUGCUUUUAUAUUGCAAUCGUUGUUAAAACAUUCCAUAAAAACGAAACAGACUGAAUGUAGUAAUAUCUUUUAGAAUGUAUUUUGCACAAUAUCUAGACACUGGGGUGUAGGUAACAAACAAUGUUUCCUAAAUCAAUAUAUAUAUAUCACAAUCAGUGCAGUGCAGUUUCAAUUUUUGAAUUAAAAUUUACACAAUGGUUAAAGUAAAAAGACAGACAUAAAAAAUUUUUUUUUGGUUCAUUUAUUUAAUUUAAAUGUUGUUUUCAUUAAUUACUUUUUGAAGUUAUAGGUAAGUAAGUGUAUAUGACUUUCUAUAUUUUGAUUUUUUUAGUUACCUACUUCUUAUAUUACUGUAUUAUGUACACACACAAUGUACAAGAAAACGAUCCCUAAUGUUGGUAGUAAUUGUAAUUGUGUAAGCAUCUUAUUUGCAUUUCAAUAAGUAUUUAAAAGGGACCGAAAAUAUAAAAAAUAUUAGCUUAAUACAAUGGACUGAUAUUAAUAACUUUGUAGGUUUAUUUUUUUCUCAAAAAUCUUAAUUUUUUUGUAAUGAUUGAACGAAACAAAUGAAAUAUUAAAUUAAACCCAUUUUACAGCAUUUCAAUUACUAGUCGUGCAUAUUAUAGUAUUAUGUUCACUUCAAUCAAUAAAAUGAUAUAAAACGGAUAUUGUUUCUGCAUAUUAAACCGAUAGCAUAACCUUCUCAAAUGUUAUUCACAAGUAGUGUUUACGAUGUUAAAUUAGUACUUAAUAUAUGACAAGCUACCAAAAACGAAAAAUUUAGAACAAAGUUAUGUUUCGUUUAUAAUUUCUAUAGAUUUUGUUGAUAACCUUUAACAUUAUUGAUGAUUCUUUUAUAUUGUUGAGUAAUAUAUUUGUCCCUUAGUGUAGUUUCUUUUUUUUUCAAGACUUUCUCUCACCAAAGAUCCCAUGUAAUAAAGCAAGCAAGUAGCAAGCUUUACUUGUCAAUUUAUGAUUUUAUUCUUAAAUUUUCAGCACAUUGUCUUACUCAUUACAUACAUUUUUUCUGAAACAUUUUAUUGGUUUAAUAUAAUCUUUUAUUUAGGUUAGAAUGAAAUUGUUUGAUAUAUGUCAUAAGUAUAUUAUAUAAAUAUAAAAUACUGGUUUAAUUAAUGCUCGACCAUGAAAUUAAUUUUGUUUGUCUACAUUCUUAGUGAAUUUUGAAAGCCAUGUCACAUACAUGCACAUGCCACACCAACAACCUUUUGUUAAAAAUUGUACAAAUAAUGAGUCAAUAUUACAACUUUUACUUUUAUUAGUAUAUGUUUCGAUUUUUUUAUGAAUUUAUUCGAAUGAGUCUCUCUAAGAAGAUAGUAUUUGUUCAUAAGGAAAAGUUAAUUAAAAAACACAUAUUCAGAGAUUAAAGAGGCAAAAUAUUUAGUAAAAAUUAUUGGUACAGCUUUAACACUUUCACUGCCUUCUACCUAACCUGUUAAUGAUGAAAAAUACAUUGAUGCUGUUGCUGUGGUGUGUGAUGCUUUUCAAAUAUAUUUAAUAUUAAUGAUUAAGGGAUAUCACAAAAAUCUUGUAAUAGAAAACAAUGGUUUUGUACUGUACUUUGAUAAUAGUUAUUUUAUAGCUUACCAUUUAUAACCAGCCUCAUAUAUAUUCUAUUCUUUAGUUAAUUUUAGAUUUUACCAUUAACAAAAUUUUAUUUGAGGUGAGACAUAAAUAAGGUAUUAGUAAAUUCAAUGCAUUAAGUUAAUUUCUUUAUUAACAACUUUUCAUAUAACAGUACAUAAUUGAUUUGAUUUGUUGAAUAAACUCAUUCUGAUUUCAAAUAUUUGUAACAUUUCCCUUAUUAACUAUAUUUGU